AUUAUUAUCAUGUAAUAUACACAUAUAUAUACAACAAGGUGGUCUAGCCUGUUGGUGGAGAUCAUAUAAUCAUAUAUAUCAGAGAUUAUAUUUGUUGUACCUCGAUCGUAAAGUAUUAAUUACUUGGUUAAUAUAAUAUUUGGGUGGCAUGGAACAAUUUGGGACAAUUCAACAGUCUGUUGUUCUGAUGGGGUGUGCUUAUUUCUCAUGGAAGAUCGUAAGAGACAUUUGGGGAGUCAUGAAAGCAUUAGAGAAGGAGCCUGUGACUGUGCUUGUUACCGGUGCUGCAGGGCAAAUUGGGUAUGCUCUUGUUCCUAUGAUUGCUAGGGGAGCCAUGUUAGGACCUGAUCAACCAGUCAUUAUACAUUUGCUUGAUGUUUAUAUUGAAGCCUUAGAAGCACUCAAAAUGGAAUUGAUUGAUUCAGCUUUUCCUCUCCUCAAAGGUGUAGUGGCAACAACAGAUGCAAAUGAGGCAUGCAAAGGGGUUAAUAUUGCGAUAAUGGCUGGCGGGUUCCCACGAAAAGAAGGGAUGGAAAGGAAUGCCGUUAUGUCAAAAAAUGUGCCCAUUUUCAAGUCUCAUGGUUUAGCCUUGGAGAAACAUGCCGCUUCUAAUUGUAAGGUCUUGGUAAUUGCUAACCCUGCAAACACCAAUGCUCUCAUUUUGAAAAAAUUUGCACCUAGCAUUGCUGCAAAAAACAUCACCUGUCUAACCAGGCUUGACCACAAUAGAGCCUUGGCCAAAAUUGCAGAGAAAGUAAAUGUUGACACAAAUGAUGUAAAGAAUGUAAUCAUAUGGGGAAACCAUUCUUCAACUCAGUACCCUGAUGCCAAUCACACCAUGGUAAAAACGGCCAGAGGAGAGAAGCCCGUCAAAGAACUUGUAACAAAUGAUGAAUGGCUAAACACAGAGUUCAUAGACGCAGUACGACGUCGUGGAGAAGCGAUUAUAAAAGCUCGAAAGGCGUCUAGCGCAUUAUCUGCUGCAAGCGCAGCAUGCGACCAUAUACACGAUUGGGUUCUCGGCACCCCAAAGGAUACAUGGGUUUCAAUGGGAGUAUACUCAGAUGGUUCUUAUGGCGUGCCGUCGGAUUUAAUAUAUUCUUUUCCGGUUACUUGCAAGAAUGGAGAAUGGUCCAUUGUGAAAGGUCUCAAGAUUAAUGAAUUUUCAAGGAUAAAGAUGCGUGAAAGUGCAAAUGAGUUGGUUGAGGAAAACAAAUUGGCAUCUACUUUCUACUCUUAGAAUUGAAGUGUGCUAAUUAACAAUGAAAUUAUGUCUGACUUGUAUUUGUGAUGUACAUAUGUGUUUUUACCUUUUUCUUUUAAUAAUAUACCCCUGGUGUAAUAUAAAAGUUGCACAACAUUUAAUUAAAUAAAAUUAAACUCACAAACUUUAAAUACUCUUGGCUUUCUUUAAGUGUG
This is a messenger RNA of Cuscuta epithymum, 1419 nucleotides long. The record is from the annotation of a GenBank genome assembly. NCBI's taxonomy places the organism in Eukaryota, Viridiplantae, Streptophyta, Magnoliopsida, Solanales, Convolvulaceae.